Messenger RNA from Alternaria incomplexa, 906 nucleotides. RefSeq lists its product as uncharacterized. Gene Ontology annotation, molecular function: protein binding. The transcript is spliced from 2 exons. The record is from RefSeq and is a predicted model, not a curated record. Lineage: Eukaryota; Fungi; Ascomycota; Dothideomycetes; Pleosporales; Pleosporaceae. Bases 1 to 906 code for a protein of 301 amino acids.
AUGUCAACCCCCUACCUCCUCGACCUCCCCACAGAGAUCCUCAACCACAUACUCAACCCCUUACCCACAUCCUCCCUCCUCCGCUUCUCAGAAACCUCCCGUCACGCCCGCAUCCUCGCCAACGCCAACCUGCACACGCUCUCUUUGGGAAUCGCGCCCCUCGCUCCUGCCUUUUUCAAGUACCUCGACCCGUCCGUCACUACUAGUACAGCCAAUCCCUAUGAAAUCUGGCUACGCAUUCCCCAGGCAAGAAGUUACGAGUACCUGACGUUGCAUAACUUCCAGAGCGCGUUGGUAACCAGCAUACUAAAGCGCCAUGGCACCAUGCUCCAGCAUCUCAACAUCAGUGUUUGGGCAUUAACGUUGCCCAUGGCGAAAGCCAUCAAGGACUUACGCGCUCUCCGCACCUUUUCACUCAGAAUCGAAAGCGGCGUUCGUUAUGUACGUGGCAUCCCGCGGUCGCGUAUCGCUAUCGAACGAGAAGAGCAGGGUAAGGCUUGGGAUGUGCUUACUGAGAGUGCGGCUGAGUGGAGUGGGAGACUCACGGUAGUGCAGUUUGAGAAUUGUGAUGUGAGGGCUGAGCAGUUGGCUGUGCUGUUGAAAGAGAGUAGGGGGUGUAAGGAGCUGGGGUUGAAUCGGUGUCGGUAUCUGGGGAGGGAAAUGUGGACUUCCCUGGGCGAGUGGCAGGGGAAGGCGAAGUUGAAGAUGUUGGAUGUAGCGGAGUGUGGGGGGUUGCUUGGGGAUGAGGCGAGAGAAGUGGUGGGGAGGUUGGAUGGGUUACAGCGACCAGGAGAAUUUGAGCGUCUGAAUGAGGAACUCUGGCACAUCAAAGACUUUACAGCACCAAGACCGGGUGGUUAUGGCGAGAACAUGAUCAUCGAGGUGGAUCCGGACUACAUCUUCUGA